Camelina sativa (false flax) is the source of this 1587-nucleotide messenger RNA. The record is from RefSeq and is a predicted model, not a curated record. NCBI's taxonomy places the organism in Eukaryota, Viridiplantae, Streptophyta, Magnoliopsida, Brassicales, Brassicaceae.
UUUUGGAACCUGUGGUACUUUACACAUGCAAUUGAUUUGAUAAGUUUCAAUUCAUGAUGAAUAAUACGAUUUAAAAAUUUCGUUAUCAAGUUUCAUUAAAUAUAUAUAUUUUGUUCGUCUGUUACGUUAAUUUUUGUGACUCAUAUUAUAUUGUUUUCACUGAAUAAUUAAAAUUUGAACGUAUAAAAAUAAUAAUAAAACAAAAUAUAGGAGAAACGAAUGGGCCCUUGACAUUGAGGCCCAUUGACAUGAAAUGGAUCACUGUUGAGUCGAGGCAGCGAGUCGAGUCGAAUCACUGUUGUAAUCUUCCAAAGAAAACUGAAGCACCUGCGACUCCUCUGCUUCUCGGAUUCAAAUGGCGUUUGCGAAAAUUGCGUUCCUUUUCAACAAAUUUCAGCAGGUUUCCAGGGUGUUGGUGUUUUAGCAAAGAGUCCCACGUUUGCUAAGAACCCAAACCAACUACAAUUUGAAGCCGACAUUAACAAACUGUUUAUGUUUACAAGCUAUAACCGUUUGGGACGAGAUGCUGAGGAGGCUGAUGCAGAAGAGAUCAUCGAGAUUGCCAGUAAAGCCACAUUAUCUGAGCGACAUAAGCAAGUUCAUGAGAACAUUCACUACCAAGUCGAAAACUUCUGUUCUUCAAUGGACGAGAUUCUACUUACCCAUAUAGAUAAGGCAAAGGAACUACAUGAUUCAACUGCAGAAAAGCCUAUUGUUCCUGAGACUAAACCUUUGAAACUCGCUGAAGUCUCCCAUCGAUUAAAGGAUCGAAUUGGGUACACCCUUGACAUCAGACCAUCGUUAAUAACUCAUAAAGAAGCGGGUCAGGGUUGUUUCAUUGAAGGUGAAGCAGAUGUGGGAGCUGUCUUGGCCUUUUACCCUGGUGUGAUUUACUCUCCUGCAUUCUACAGAUACAUUCCUGGGUAUCCAAAUGUCGAUGCACAGAACUCAUAUCUGAUUACUAGGUAUGACGGGACGGUGGUAAAUGCUCAACCUUGGGGUCGUGGAGGAGAAUCACGGGAAGUUUGGAACAGCUCCUGUACAACGCCUGAGAUCAUAACAGACGCUAAAACUGCAGAAAACGUUACAGACAAGGUAUUGAAGAUGCAGAGCGAGCCGCUUGAAGGUUCAGCGGUUCUCGAAAUGCGAAACCCGUUGGCGUUUGGUCAUUUCACCAACCACCCUGGUAAAGACAUGGAUGCUAAUGUCAUGAUUUACCCGUACGACUUCCCUUUGUCAGAGACAGAGAUGCGAGCUUACAUUCCGAAUGUAGCUUUCGGGAACAGAGGAGAUGUAAAGAUGAGGAGUUCUGGAAGCUUCUUGUCUAGGACAGAGAGUCAUAGCAGUUUGGAUGCUCCUGUACUGAAGACCCUUGUUCUAGUGGCUACAAGAGCGUUGUGCAAUGAGGAACUGAUGCUGAAUUACAGGCUGAGCAAUUCUGAGAGAAAACCAGAUUGGUAUACUCCGGUUGAUGAAGAUGAAGAAGAUCUUAGUAGAUUGGGCUAAUGUAUCCUGUUUUCAUUUUGUUUCUCUGAUUUCUUGGGAACUGGUCUCAAUAAAAAGGAUACAAUUGCAAGAGGGCGUUAA